AUCGAAUGGAUUGUUGGAUUCAUAUUGCUUUGCUCUCUGGUGACUGAUAUGACUGAACCUCACUGUAGCCAAAUAAACAUAUCAUUAGAGGCAAAUAGAUUAAACAAGAUACAUUAACCACGUUUGCGUGCGUCAUAACAUGUUGACUUUGCACACUUUGCAGAAAUAAGGCAAAGUACCGACUCGCGUUUUCGCUGGGUGCUGCCUGUGUAAUGAACUCCCGGGGGUGCUAGGUAACUUGGCACCGUAGCCUACUUUGCCGCAGCUACAGUAGUCGACGAAGCUUCCCGGGUACGGCAUUCGUUCAUCAACCGGCUCUGCAGCGGGGGGAAGCGGAGAAAAUCAAGUCCCCUGUCCGGUGGCCACCGCCUGGGACGUUGGGUAGACUGCGCGUCACGGAAGAUAUGACAGAUUCUUCAUCUUCCGCUACAGUCCGCGGCGAAGUGUGAUGUGUGUUCUGCUGUGCUCUGUGGAGUGGGAAUGAGACUCAGAGGGAGGGAUCUAGAAGAUUCUACGGACUCCUGGAUACCGAACAUUUUGGGUGUGCAGAGCGUCAGACUCCGCCUUCGACUGGAUCACCAUGACGACAAGGGGAGGGGCUGCUGGCAAUUGGUGGACAUGAAUAAAGAGGCGGGGCCUAGUGGGAGAAGACUAACAAGUCAGACUCCACCCCUGUGCUCAGAGACUCUGAUGAGUAUUCCAGCAGCGUCAGCACAGUCAGGGGGUGGAGAGAUGCAGUCGCCGGGGGUGAUAAGCCCCUCCUUCCUCCCGCCCCCAGGUACAAAGGUUCCGGGACGGAAAAGAGGCCGUCCACCAAUCAGGAAGCUGGAGUUCCAGAGUCGCUACCCAGAGCCCCUCCCACCUAUUAAAGUGCCCAAGAAGAGGGGUAGAAAACCUGGCUUCAAGCUGAAGUCUCGUAUGGUGAUGACACCCAUCUCUCCGCCCAGCAGCACACCAGAGCCUGACAUGAGCUCCAUCCCCCAGGAUGCUGCUACCAUACCACACUCAGCUACUCCACAGAUACUCACAGUGUGUAUCUAUGUGAAUAAGCACGUGAACACCGGACCCAAUCUGGAUCGGCAGAAGGUUCUGAAGCUGCCGGACCACCUAGGCCCGGCCCGACCCUCGGUGGUGCUACAGCAGGCGGUCCAGGGCUGCAUAGACAGCGCCUACCUGCAGAAGACCGUGUUUACCCUGCUCACACAGGGGUACGGAGGAGAGAAGAUCUCAGCCACCUUUGACGGUAAGCAGCACCUGUUGAGCCUGCCAGUGGUGAACAGCGUUGGCUACGUGCUGCGCUUCCUGAAGAAGCUCUGUCGCAGCCUCCUCUGUGAGAACCUCUUCAGCGACCAGCCCAUCGCCCCUUCCUCCUCUGGCUCUUCGUCGUCCUCCUCCACCUCCUCCUCCUCGUCCCUCUCCUUUCACGCAGAAAAGCUGGGUGACGGACAGCCCAAGGCCACUGACUCUCCCAUGCGCGAGGAUUACCACGGCGACGGCCUCGACUCCAGCAAGAGGUACUCGGUUGACCCCAGCGACUCCGCCUUCGGGGCGAUGACGUCACCGUACCCCCCGAAACCGGCCUACGGCUUCCGCUCCGGGCCCGCCUACUCGGGGGGCGUGUGUCGACAGGCGUCCAGCCCCAGCGGCUUCCAGGAAGGAAACAGAAGUGGUAAGCCCAGCAGGGGGAGCCUCCCGACCGUGAAGGGGUCUUCAUGCCCACAGGGACCCUACAGCCCGGUGCCAGAGCCGUCUGAUGCCAGGCCCCGCCCCAGUAAGGACCCCUCUAGCUGGACGGUGGAGGAGGUGGUGUGGUUCAUCAAGGACGCAGACCCCCACUCCCUGGGCCCGCACGCGGAGGUGUUCAGAAAGCAUGAGAUUGACGGUGAUGCACUGCUGCUACUUAAGAGUGAUAUGAUCAUGAAGUACCUUGGCCUGAAGCUAGGCCCCGCCCUCAAGCUCUGUUACCACAUUGACAAGCUGAAGCAGAGCAAGUUCUGACCAUUCACACACACACACACACACACACACACACGCACACACUCACACAUACACACAAACAUAAACACACUCACUCAUAGACUGUAACUGUCACAUAGAUAAACAGUUUUUAUGUAAAUUGACUCCGCCAGGACUUUUGCAUAUCCAGUAGUUAAGACGUUUUUUUUUUUAUUGUGUUUCUUUGUUCUUUUUAUUUUUUGUAAUUUGUUAUACUUUGACUUGAAUAGUGUGAUUGUUUGUGUCAGUAUAGUCAAGACCCCUUAUAGGCAGCUUUACUAGUGUAGCGAAAUGUGUGUGUGUGUGUGUGUUGUGCGUGUGUGUAUGAGAGCGAGAGAGAGACAAGAGUGAAUGCUGUGCAGUGCGAUUUUAUUUUCCUCUAAUGCUGUACUGCCAACCUGUGGCCACCUCUAGAUACUACAGUCAGACCCUGCACCAUUUGUCCAAAAACCACACCCCCCUCUGUGUGUGAAGUUACAAACACACACACACACACAUUAGCAGACAUAUUCAGAGCUUCGUCCUCUAUAUAGUUGUACUCUGCAGGUAUAUGUGUAAGGCUAUGGCCGGUCAGAGUAGCAUUAAUUAGCUGUAUAUUUUGUUUAUGGCAUGUAUGGGUUCUUGGCUGUGUCAUGAGGCUUAUCGUAUCAAGACAUUUUUGAAGAUAAAAAUGUUGUUCCAUUCAGAGAUGCUACCAAAUAUGUGUACAUUCAUCUGUGUCAUGCAUAUACUGACUGUGUGUGUGUGUGUGUGUGUGUGUGUGUGUGUGUGUGUGUGUGUGUGUGUGUGUGUGUGACUAACGUAUCCAGUUGUCUGUUAGUCAUGUUUCAUGUAUUGAGCACAUUCAGUUUGUAUGAUGGCCAGGAUUUGGCAGUUUUUCGUCUGGAUUCAUUUGUUUGGUUAUUUCAAUGUUUCCUUAACCAAAAGUUUUGAAAAUUGCACGCGCGCACACACACACACAAACACACACACACACACACACACAGCCCUCAUCUAGCUGGGCAGCCUUCAGGACAAUCAUCUCACCAGCCUUUCUCUUCUUGGUUGCCAUGGAGAGGAGAAUAAAAAUCCCCUUAUAUGAAAGUUGUGUGGAUACCUGAAGGAAUGGCUUGUACGUCACACAUCUGGCAACGUGUUUCUGGAUCUGUGAUAUUUUUGAUCCGGUCGUAGGGCAGCACAAAAGGACAGAUUUGACAAACUGAGAUCACUAGAGAAAACAAACAAACAUAACCUUUUUACACACACAAACACUAUUGUAAAUAUUUUUAGAAGCAUAGUGAUGGAUGAAUAAUAUGGUUUACAUUUCCUCCUUUACUGUGUCUGAAGCCUCCUCCGCCUUGUUCAGUGGCUUUGUUAGUGCUUUCUCUCUCAGCUUGUUAAGUUCACCCUGUUAACAGCAUCAGUGUGUGGUUCUGCCCUGCUCCCUUGUCUAAACUGCUAAAACACACACACACACACACACACACACACACACACAAACACAGUCACAGUCUCUUACAAGCUGUUCCCCAAGUCUUGUGUUUCUAUGCCAGUUAGAACCACUUUAUACAAGUCUACAGGUUCGAUUCCACAGUUUUACAAGGGCUUUUAUGUGCUGUUGUUGCCGAAGUCUUUUGCUAGAAAUCCCCCUUGAUCUGGGAAUACUGGAGAACGUGAGACUUGUGAGAAACUUCUUGAAAAUAAUUCCAGAAUCCUUCAGAUAAUGUGGCUGAAUCAGCUCGUUCAGAUUGAUCAAGUCGUGACCUUUGAGUUCAGUUCCUCCUCUACCUUAAAUGUCUUCAUUCACAGCAACCGUUAGAAAAAGGGUGCACAACAUCAUAUCCUAGACCUUGAUCCUAUUGAGCAUUGUAGGAUACUAGCAUUAGAGAUGAUCUGACAAUACAUAUUUUUAUGUUUGUGGUCAGAGGAAAUAUGAUCUUGAAAUCCUUAGUUCCACUCCAUUUAUAGUGUUUGAAUAGGGAUGAGUGGCGUUGGGUAGAGUUGCAAGACCCCUGCUUUGUCUUAUUGUGCCUAGAGUUUUGGCACGUCUAUUAAGUGAUUCUGGCCAACUACCAACGAAAGCUUUGGAAAUAACACCUAGGUCUAUCCACACAUCAGUCAAAUCUAUCAGUGGCCACACAAACACACACACACACACUCACUCACGCAUUUAAUCGCGGUCAGGCUGUACCUACGAUGCUCUCAUAGUUGUGUUGUUUCUGACUCUUUUCCCACAUAGGACUACAAAUCUUUUGCGUUGACGUGAUCUGAUGUUCAUUUGACGUGUUAUUUGACAGUUAAAAACGUGUCAAUUUCAAAGGCAUCUUACACCUGAGAUCUCCGCUAAGUUUCUGAGGGUGUAACUGUAACGAUUUCAUUGCUGUAUGUGCGCUUCUGUGUUUGUUUGCACUUCUACGUCCCGUUUCGUUUUUGUAACAUUACGGAUAUUUGUACAUACAAUAUAUGAAUACUGCUUUUAUAUAUAAAGAGAAAAACGUGUAAUCGCCACAUCUUUUCUGGGAAGCACGACGUUAGUUCGCCAAACUACAACACAGACCAUUCAUGUUGGUGCUACAAUCUGUGUGUUUGAAAGAAUAUGGACAUCCUUGAUCUUUUUUAUAUAUAUACUGUAUGUAUACAUAAAUAUAUAUGAUUGUGUGUGUGUUCUUUUUUUUAUUUGUAAAGUUUUAUUUGGCGUCAGUAUUGUGAAAUGUGUUUUUUGAGGGUUAGAUGCGGACGCGCGUCGGUUUGUGAAGUACGUGUAGAGUAUUAUGCGAAGGUCACAAUAAAGCGUUAAUGAUUCACUUC
Messenger RNA from Clupea harengus (Atlantic herring), 4782 nucleotides. RefSeq names its product Scm polycomb group protein like 4 (gene scml4). The record is from RefSeq and is a predicted model, not a curated record. Lineage: Eukaryota; Metazoa; Chordata; Actinopteri; Clupeiformes; Clupeidae. Gene Ontology annotation, cellular component: nucleus. Gene Ontology annotation, biological process: negative regulation of DNA-templated transcription. Gene Ontology annotation, molecular function: chromatin binding; histone binding.